Chondrus crispus (carragheen) is the source of this 174-nucleotide messenger RNA. RefSeq lists its product as hypothetical. The record is from RefSeq and is a predicted model, not a curated record. The coding region runs from base 1 to 174 and encodes 57 amino acids. The transcript has a single exon. NCBI's taxonomy places the organism in Eukaryota, Rhodophyta, Florideophyceae, Gigartinales, Gigartinaceae.
AUGUGUGCCGUCAAGACACAAAUCCUAUUUAUCAUACGAUUUGUGAAACAGAUUUGUGUGCAGAUUUGCGCGGUGGAGACCAAACUCAAGCCUGAGGGUGACCCCACCGCGCCUUGCCCAAAAUCGCAAAAAGCAGACAGUUGUCCUCCGGUAAUUGGAUCUACUAUCUUUUAA